CAUUACCCAACAUCCCACAGCUUCUGUUUUUGCUCUCUCUCUCUCUCUCUCUCUCUCUCUCUCUAUAAAAUACCAGAAACUUAGCUCCAUAACUUGUCUUCAACACUUAUUCUCUUUCUACACUUUCUAAGUUGAAUAUCCACCUUGUGAUUCUCUGUGACAUUCAUGCACUUAGAAGUUCUGACACUUAUAACUCCUUCCCAUUUGUCCCUUUGAGUUAACAUUAGUUUUCAGCUCGAUUUUUUAGUAUUUUACAGUUCGCCAAUACGUCAAAUUAACAUUACCAACUCACACACUUCGCAAUGUCUAGCCGAAGGUCAAGAUCUGGGCAAUCCGGUGGUUCAAGAAUCUCCGACGAUCAGAUUAAUGAUCUUGUUUCCAAGUUGCAACAGCUUCUUCCUGAGAUUCGCAAUAGUAGACGUUCUGGCAAGGUUUCAGCAUCCACACUGCUACAGGAAACGUGCAACUACAUUAGAAACUUGCACAGAGAGGUGGACGAUCUAAGUGAGCGGCUGUCCGAGUUAUUGGCAACAACUGACACUGCCCAAGCUGCUGUAAUCAGGAGCUUACUUUCGCAGUAGAAGGAAUUAAGGAGACUAUGAUUAACUCAUCAGCAGAGUAUCGUUGUCACCAGUUUAUGUAAUAGGCAUCGUUUUUCUUCUCUGAUCUGGGCCAUAACUAUCUUUCUAGGGUUUUUGUUCAGUAGAUUUAUGAACUAUAUGAUGGUCUAGAAAAUCCUUUUGCAAAGCUGUAGUAAUGUGUUAUGGAGUUGAUAUGAUAAAUGGACUUGAUCAGUUCUCUUAUCUAGAGUUUCUCAUCUUCUAGUUCAUGUGGAUAUUACUUGGCAGGCAUGCUCACUCUAUAUUUCACACCUUUUUUUUUUUUUUUUUUCCCAAUUCUGAAAUGGAUAUGUUGUGUGCCUUCUUAGUUCGACAAUAAGCUAAAAAAAGUAGCAUUUGCAAUCGAACUAAUUAAUAAGCUAAAAAAAGUAGCAUUUGAAUAUGGUGUGAUAGUGAGUCUGCUUAAAUGUGGUCAGAGAGAUACUGAAAUGCCUUUGUGAGUCUUUUCGGUCCCCAAAAAUGGUGGAUAACUGUGACUUGCCAACAGUUGUCCUCCUUUUUAAAAUGAAGAAAAAAAAAUCGAACUAAUUAAUUAAUAG
Molecule: messenger RNA, 1159 nt
Organism: Pyrus x bretschneideri (Chinese white pear)
Lineage: Eukaryota; Viridiplantae; Streptophyta; Magnoliopsida; Rosales; Rosaceae
Product: transcription factor PRE3-like
Exons: 2
Coding region: 303-581 (92 amino acids)
Biological process (GO): regulation of growth; regulation of DNA-templated transcription
Molecular function (GO): protein dimerization activity
Source: RefSeq, a predicted model, not a curated record